GCUAACUAAGCCGAUCGAACCAAGCAUAAAGCAUUAAACCCUUUAAAAUUUAGAAGUUUCCAUUUGAAUUGAGCCGGGGAGAGAAACAGUCAAAAAGAAAAAGGAAGCCCGAAAUCUCCUCUUCCCGAUCGCAGACUGCGAUUUCCCCCUCGCCUUCCCGAUCAGUUUUCCGGCCACCAAACCGACGAAGCUAGGUGGCGAUCAACUCCCUGGACACCGGAGACCUCAGUUCCGGCCUCCCUUUCGCUGAUUGGGGCUUGACUAAGACGAAUCGACGCUCUCUCUCCUGUCGCGCUGCUAGCCUCCUCCGACCCGCUUUUCCGACUUCCGGCAGUCCCAAUCGGCAAGACUGGUAUUGGGAUGCUCCUCUCUUGUCGCUGACUCUAUGGCUUUCCUUCUCACCGAGCAGAACUCCAAUAGCGCUAAUCGAAGCUGUGAGUAUUUGACAGCUUCCCUUCUUCGAUUUUCGGCAAGCCAAGCUCUUUACGGUGAUUUCUUUCACUAAGGAAAGGUUCGGCAUCGAUCUCUCUUGAACUAUUGGUGGCUUUACGAAACUCAAUUGGGUGAAAUGCAUUAUGUGGUCGUUUCUCAGAGCUUUCAAGUCCACCGAUCCGGAUGCAUUAGUGCGCACCUUAGCCAUCAGGCAAGGAUAUAUGCAGAGGACUGAUUCCAUGGAUGAGGUAUAGCUACAUUUUGAAGAUGUUCUAGUGCUUCUUUCUUGGAGGUAAUGGCAUCCCAUCUUACAUUCUUUGCCACUUUGUCAUCGCUGAUCCAUUUCAGGAAGUCGUCAACAUCAGAAAUCUUAAAUGGAGGGGGAGAAAUUCUUGAUGGAUCCAUAAAGAUGUGCAACAAUGAUUUUAGUUGAAAGAGAAGGAGAUGCGUACCCUCAUCCAUAAGCUUCUUUAAGUAGCAUUUCCUUGGGGCUAAGUGAACAAAAUGGAGCAAGGUUCUUUUGCAUCAACAGGCUUGAAAGAAGGUGGUGAUGAAUUCUCCAAUCUCUCCCUUCGGCCCUUCGAUGUCUCUGAUAUUGAGGAUUUCAUGGUCUGGGCUACUGAUGAGAAGGUGACUUAUUUUUGUAGUUUUGAUCCUUACAAAAGCAAAGAAGAUGGCAUAAAUUAUAUCAAAAACACUGUUAUACCUCACCCUUGGUAUAGAGCCAUAUGCCUUAACAACAGGCCUAUAGGUUCCAUUUCAGUGACAAAAAAUUCAGGCAAUGAUAUUUGCAGAGGUGAACUUGGCUAUCUUCUGGCUUCUCAAUACUGGGGCAAAGGAAUUGCAACAAGGGCAGUGAAAAUGGUGGCCAAGGCUAUAUUUAAAGAGCAACCGGAAUUGGAGAGACUUGAAGCUUUAGUAGAUGUAGAAAAUGUGGGUUCCCAGAGAGUGCUAGAGAAGGCUGGCUUCACCAGAGAAGGUGUUCUAAGAAAAUAUUUUAUUCAAAAGGGAAGGAUUAGAGACAUGGUCAUGUUUAGUCUUCUUUCUACAGAUCCUGUAAUUUGAUUCUUAGUUAAGUAGGAUAGAAUACAUCUGUUAGACUUCAAUUCAGAUUUAUUGUUAGAUAUAAAAAUUAAAUAAAGUAGAUUGUGAAAAUUUUUGCUUUU
Molecule: messenger RNA, 1598 nt
Organism: Jatropha curcas
Lineage: Eukaryota; Viridiplantae; Streptophyta; Magnoliopsida; Malpighiales; Euphorbiaceae
Source: RefSeq, a predicted model, not a curated record